Messenger RNA from Radiomyces spectabilis, 1881 nucleotides. RefSeq names its product Alpha/Beta hydrolase protein. The transcript has 8 exons. Gene Ontology annotation, molecular function: serine-type endopeptidase activity. Bases 1 to 1881 code for a protein of 626 amino acids. NCBI's taxonomy places the organism in Eukaryota, Fungi, Mucoromycota, Mucoromycetes, Mucorales, Radiomycetaceae. The record is from RefSeq and is a predicted model, not a curated record. Gene Ontology annotation, biological process: proteolysis.
AUGAGGCCCGUCAUUAAGCUCCUCCUCUUUGGGGCGGCAUUGUUCAAUGGACUUGUUACUGCUCGUCUCUUUAAACCCCAAGACGUCGUGACCCUUCCACGUCCCGGUGCAGCUUCCCUCUCCCCUAAUGGCACGUUUGCUGUUUAUGCUCAAUCGACUUAUCACGCCGACCAAGAUAAGAGUGUGAAGAAUUUGUUCCUGUUGAAUUUGCAGACAUCCAGUGUCUCGGAGCUGACCCCCCCUUCGUUUGAUUCCGCGCAAAAUGAACCAUUUUUCCUCGAUGACUCACAUGUGGCCUAUGUGCAAAACGGUCAAAUCCAUGUCAUCAAUCUCGAUACUACUGAUAAGCCUUAUCAACUGACGGAUUUCCCUGUCGAUAUCGCCAACGUCAAAUACAAUCUCCAAAGUAAAAUGCUGGCUUUUUCGGCAGCUGUGUACGAUGACGGAACACUGGAAGGAGCCAAAGAAAGAGAGGAUCAUCUGCGCGCUACCAAAAAAGAUACAGCUUUGGCCUAUGACAAGCUAAUGGUCAGACACUGGGAUGCUUUCACCCAAGAGAAGCAAAACAACAUUUUUACGGUAAAUGUGGAAGAUAAGGAAGGCCGAUAUCAAUUGGCGAACGAAGUACACAAUGUCCUCAAAUAUACAGGAUUGCAAUCACCUGGUUUUCCAUCAGGUGACGCCUCCGACUAUGAUAUUUCCCCCGAUGGUAAACAUGUGGCGUUUGUUUCAAAAAUCUCCAGCACUCGCAAUGCUUGGGAAACCGCACAAUAUGUCUACAUCGCGCCCUCCUCCGCAGACUAUUUCCCCAAAGCGAUUAAUAAUCAAAUCCCAGCUGCUUCGUCCCAUCCUGUCUACUCUUCUUCUGGAUUGCUGGCUUAUUUGCAAAUGUCACAGCCUCAAUAUGAAUCGGAUCGUAAUCAAAUCGUCAUCUACAACCCCGCUACAUCUACAAAGCAGUUGGUUGCCAAGGAUUGGGAUCGUAGUCCGUCUCAGAUCAUGUUCUCUGCUGAUGAACAGAUUCUUUAUGCAGUUGCUCAAGAAUUUGGCCGCGAUAAAGUGUUUGCCAUCAAUAUCUCGGACGACACCAUCACCACGCUAACGGAGGAAGGCGCAGCUUCCAUUGUUGGCGUUCUUCCAGACGGCAAUCUGCUUCUUAGCAUCAGUUCCAUGCAGCACCCCAGUCUUUUGCAUACGCUCGAUCCCAAAACACGUCAUUUGAAAAUGCAUCCUGCUUCCGAUAAACUGAUGGAACACUUGAGCCACAUUGAUUUCUUGACCCCGGAAGAAUUUGUCUUUGAGGGUUCGCUUGGUGAUAAGGUUCACGGAUGGCUUAUUAAACCUUCCAACUUCGACGAAAAUCAGAAAUAUCCUGUCGCUUUUCUUAUCCAUGGCGGUCCUCAAAGUGCUUGGGCUGACAGCUGGUCUACGCGGUGGAAUCCUCAAGUAUUUGCUGGAGCCGGUUUUGUCGUGGUUGCUAUUAAUCCCCAUGGUUCGACUGGUUAUGGUCAAAAGUUCACAGAUUCUAUCCAACGUAACUGGGGCUCCUAUCCUUAUUGGGAUCUCGAGAAAGGUCUUGACUACGUCCUUUCCACAUACAAAUUUGUGGAUGCUGAUCGAGUAGCCGGCUUGGGUGCUUCAUACGGUGGUUACAUGAUUAACUGGAUCAACGGACAUAGCAACCGUUUCAGGGCGUUGGUCAACCAUGAUGGCAUGUUUUCGACUCUUAACUCAUACUACACCACCGAUGAGCUUUAUUUCCCUGAAAGAGAGUUUGGAGGUCCUCCUUACCAUCCACUAAACCGUCUCGUCUACGAACGAUGGUCACCUUCCAACUUUGUGCAGAAGUGGAGAACACCUACCUUGGUUAUUCAUGGUUAG